Molecule: messenger RNA, 4031 nt
Organism: Ailuropoda melanoleuca (giant panda)
Lineage: Eukaryota; Metazoa; Chordata; Mammalia; Carnivora; Ursidae
Gene: PPP2R2D
Product: protein phosphatase 2 regulatory subunit Bdelta
Exons: 11
Coding region: 1303-2604 (433 amino acids)
Cellular component (GO): protein phosphatase type 2A complex
Molecular function (GO): protein binding; protein phosphatase regulator activity
Source: RefSeq, a predicted model, not a curated record
CUGGAACAGACGGGUCCCUGGCCUGAAGGUGGCGUUUGAAUAAUCCUCCAGAGCUCGAGCUGCCUGAGGAGAGGAGAGAAAAAAUUAAAUGGCUGGAAACUAUAUCUCCCUUGUCAUUGUUGUGGUUUCGUUUUGUUUUGACAGUGACUCAGCAAUUUAGCUGGUCGUUUGGAAGGGAGUGUCGCUUACUUGGUACACAGUGAGCGGGCAUGGUGGGGUGUUGAUGGGGCGGUAGGUGGGGCGGUGAUGUGAUCCACGCCUUUGUGUGGCUGGAACUCGGCCGGGCAGCGCAGGACGCGGAGCGGCCCCUCGGGAGGCUGUCCCAGGGCUGGGCCAGGGGGACGCUCACGUGGGACGUAGGGCCGUGAAGUAGGGGACAGUAAGUUGUCACACCUGCGCGCUCAGUCUUGGAAAGCUUGAAAGUUUGGGGAGUACAGACUAAUACAGCAAACGCCCCGAACCCGCCGCUCGGGCUGCCUCUCCCCGUCUCCUCGCCUGGACCCCAGGUCCUGACACGUGUCACGCCUUGCUCACUCUUAACCUCCUUGUCUCUCUCAGCCCCUGUCCUCACCCUCCUGGCGGAACCCCAAACCCGGUCUCCCCACCUGCCUGCCCGCACAACUCCAGCAUCUCCACGCUGCAUUCACGGAGAUGUCGGUCCCCGGGCGGCAGGGACUUGGCCUUGCUCUGUGUCCCCAGUGCCCAGGGCACCGCCCAGCUUACAGUAGUCACUCAGUGUGUUUGCUGAAUUGUAAAAACAAGCUGCUGCCCGCAGAUCUCACAGGGGCAUUGAUACUGUGACACAGCCCCGCGUUUCUCUGGUGCGGUCCCUCCUGUCUGUCCUGAGAACGCUUCUCCACUCGCCCCCGCAGCACCAGUGCUCUGAGCGGAUGAACCUUCUCUCCUACCUCCUAGAAAGAAGAGCUGCCAUCUGACGAGACCACUUGUCAAGCCCAGGUCCACUCCUGCCUCUCCUGUGCCGUGCACGCCGUGACCACCCCCCCACCCCCCGUGCAGCAUGCCGCUCACCCUCCGGGGACCCCGCUGGAUGAGGUGGCGCCCUGCGCCCUGAGGACUGGCGGGGGACUGCCACACCGGUGAGCUGGAUACAGUGCCCAGGGCCUGCUUCUCUCCCUCAGAGAGGGGUGACGGGAGCCCUGCUUCCUAGGCUGCUGGGAGGUUCGCCAGCUUCACGCAGGACCGCGCGCAGUCAGAACAGCACCUGGGCCCUGGCAGGCGCCCGGCCAACGUUGGUGAUGUCAUUCCUGUUGGCAGAUCCCGAGUGAUGGGUGCACGCUUAAGAUGCAGCCACUUUGGAGCCAGCAGGCAGUUCCGCGAGCAGCUGACAUCAUCUCAACUGUUGAAUUUAAUCACUCUGGAGAUCUUCUGGCAACGGGAGACAAGGGUGGCAGAGUUGUUAUUUUCCAGCGGGAACAAGAGAACAAAAGUCGCCCUCACUCUAGGGGAGAAUAUAAUGUUUACAGUACCUUUCAAAGUCAUGAACCAGAGUUUGACUAUUUGAAAAGUCUAGAAAUUGAGGAAAAAAUUAAUAAAAUUAGGUGGUUACCGCAACAGAAUGCUGCUCAUUUUCUACUCUCUACAAAUGAUAAAACUAUUAAAUUAUGGAAAAUAAGCGAACGGGACAAAAGAGCAGAAGGUUAUAACUUAAAAGAUGAAGAUGGACGGCUUCGAGACCCAUUUCGAAUUACAGCACUGCGGGUUCCAAUAUUGAAGCCCAUGGAUCUUAUGGUAGAAGCAAGUCCACGACGAAUUUUUGCAAAUGCUCACACAUAUCAUAUAAAUUCCAUUUCAGUAAAUAGUGAUCAUGAAACAUAUCUUUCUGCAGAUGACCUGAGAAUUAAUCUAUGGCAUUUAGAAAUCACAGAUAGAAGUUUUAACAUCGUGGACAUCAAGCCUGCGAACAUGGAGGAGCUGACGGAGGUGAUCACCGCGGCCGAGUUCCACCCGCACCAGUGCAACGUGUUUGUGUACAGCAGCAGCAAAGGGACCAUCCGACUGUGUGACAUGCGCUCCUCAGCCCUGUGUGACAGACACUCCAAGUUUUUUGAGGAACCUGAAGAUCCCAGCAGUAGGUCCUUCUUCUCAGAGAUAAUCUCCUCCAUCUCUGAUGUAAAAUUCAGUCACAGCGGUCGGUACAUGAUGACCCGAGACUACCUGUCAGUGAAGGUGUGGGACCUCAACAUGGAGAGCCGGCCCGUGGAGACCCACCAGGUCCACGAGUACCUGCGAAGCAAGCUUUGUUCUCUGUACGAAAACGACUGCAUCUUUGACAAGUUCGAGUGCUGCUGGAGCGGUUCGGACAGUGCGAUCAUGACCGGGUCCUACAACAACUUCUUCAGGAUGUUUGAUCGGAAUGCACGGCGGGACGUCACGCUGGAAGCUUCCCGGGAGAACAGCAAGCCUCGGGCCAGCUUGAAGCCUCGGAAGGUGUGCACCGGCGGCAAGAGGAAGAAGGACGAGAUUAGUGUGGACAGUCUGGACUUCAACAAGAAGAUUCUGCACACGGCCUGGCACCCGGCCGAGAACAUUAUCGCCGUGGCCGCCACCAACAACCUGUACAUCUUCCAGGACAAAGUCAACUAAGGAAGCCCGCACAUGCGGGGACUGAGCCCGGCCGCCUUCUCGGACGAGGGGCACUGUCCUCCUCCCCGUGAGGAGCAGCAAGCGCGGCCUGUCCCCUCCCAGACGGGAGGGGCCGGUCUUCCGCCUGCAGUGAGGGGGCCCGGGCCGCCGCUUCGGGGACACCCGCUCGGCGCCGAGUUGGCGGACCGUGCGCAGUAAAGGCCAUUAUCAAAAUAAAUGUAUUUAUUUCAGUCUGAGCCUUCCUUUCCAGUUUGUAGACCAAAAAGUUAACACCCAAGAGAAAAGUUGUCUGAUGGAACGUCUGUCUUUCUGCAACUCUUACCCCCCCACCCCCCAUCACACUCGGGCCUUCACACGCGUGUGCCGCUGUGUCCCCCCGCCCUCUGCCUUCCUCCGAGCCCAGGCGGCCCCCGUUGAGGGCGUGGGCUCCCCGGGCAGGCUCAGGCAGCUUUACUCCCCCCACACACCUGUAUCUACCGUCACACCUUCUGGUGCGACCACUGAAUAAAAGCAACACACUAUAAAAAGUGUUUUUAAAUCCAAGACAAGUAUUGGCUUUUUAUUUGCUUUCCUUGCACAUGAUGAAAUUCUGCAAAAUCAUGCUUCGGAACAGUGAAAAACGUGUGUCCUCUGAACCCGUCCGUCCCAAACUCGGUUACUCUGCUUCGUUCCCGCGGAAAUAGUGCAGGGAACGCGCCAGGUAAGGUCUGCGGACCUCAACUCGGUCCGCCCGUCAGAAGGAGCCCUGCGACAGCAGGAUGGCUGCUAUAAAACAGCUGGGUUCCGGUACGCCUCCGGUUCACAGCAUGAACGCUUGACGUGCUUGCUUUUAAAACCGUUUUAGAGUACUUGUGGGAGGGAUAUUCUUUUUAAAAAUUGCUGAAAUUACAUGCAUGCUGAAUUUCAUAUUGCUGAAAACGCGGCAGAGGGAACCGCGACUGCGUGCGGCCACCCCGCCUUGGUGGUGUAUUUGCAAAGUAGGCCCUUUGAUACCAGAAAUCAGCAUUUCCCAAGAUGAAACAGACGCGUGACGGUGCUAAGUGACUGGCCCUUCCUGGCAGUUCACACACGGGCCCAAAUCCCAGUGUCCUCCAGGGGCGGGAGCACCGGUGCACACGCACUGCUCUUGAAAUUUUAAGGCGUAUUUUGCUUACUUACGAUACGGAUCUGUAAGAACAAGUGUCUCGAAUUAAUGUUAACGGAAUGCCACUUUAAUUCACAUUCAGUUAGAAACGGAGAAUUUAAAAAUACAAUUAAUUAAAAAAUUCCUACUGCGUAUCCAUGGUGGCACAAUUGACAGAUCUGAGGUGUGGCGCGGAGUUCUCGGUCCCCCCCUUGUCCUUCAGAAAAAAGUUCUAAUGGGAUUGUAUAUAUGUGUUCCACUAUUUUCAUCACAAGGUGUAAUAAAUUUUAAAUGUUUACCUGGA